UCUCUCUCUCUCUAUAUAUAUAUAUAUAUAUACUUUCACAUUUUCGAUUGGUCUACAGAUCUCUCUAUUAUUUUUCAUCAAAAAUUAGAAGAAGAGAUAUAUAUAGAGAGAGAGUGCCCUUUGUGUAUAUUAUUGUUUGAAAGAGAUAGAGAAGCAGAGUGAGUGUGUGUGUGUGAAGAUGAUGUAUGAGCAGCAGCAGCAGCAGCAGCAAGUACGGAUUGAUAUGAGGAGUAAGAGGCAGAUGGAGAAGAGGAAGAUGAUGAUGAUGAUGAUGAAUAAUAACAAUAAUAGAGUAGUAGGGAUAGAAGUGGAGGAUGAGAAUAGCAUUGAUACUAAUAAUAAGGUGGAAGAAGUUGUGGAUCUGAGUGGUAUGUCUUUGGACACACUUCCCAAUCCGCCUCUCAAUUUAGCCAUCAUUUCCAAGUUAGACCUCUCCAAUAACAAUCUCCAGAGUAUCCCAGAAUCCUUGACAGCAAGGCUCCUGAACGUGGUCGUCUUGGACGUGCAUUCAAAUCAGCUCAAGUUCCUACCAAACUCCAUCGGAUGUUUAUCCAAGCUCAAACUCUUGAACGUUUCCGGCAACCUUCUUCACUCCUUUCCUAGGACGAUCGAGAACUGCAGGUCUCUUGAGGAGUUAAAUGCAAACUUCAACCAGCUAAGGCAGUUACCAGACACAAUCGGUUUCGAGCUAGUAAACCUCAAGAAGCUGUCCGUCAACUCAAACAAGCUAGUAUUCCUCCCCUACUCCACCUCCCACCUGACCAAUCUCCGAGUCCUCGACGCCCGUCUCAACUGCCUCCACUCCCUCCCCGACGACCUUGAAAACCUCAUCAACCUUGAAGUCCUCAACGUCAGCCAAAACUUCCAGUACUUGGCUACAAUCCCAUAUUCCGUAGGCCUUCUCAUAUCCUUAGUCGAAUUAGACGUCAGCUACAACAAGAUCACUACCCUACCGGAGUCCAUUGGCUGUCUCAAGAAGCUCCAAAAGCUCAGCGUGGAGGGAAAUCCACUCGUUUCACCCCCCAUGGACGUUGUCGACCGGGGAGUGAUGGUCGUUAAAGAGUACUUAUGCAAUAAGAUAAAUGGAACGCAGAAAACGUCCCCAAAGAAGAAGUCAUGGUUUGGGAAGCUGACUAAGUGUGGGACGUUUAACGGUGCGAGUUUACCGGUUGAUGGUGGAGAAGGGUACAUUAUGCCUAGUUAUAGGCCUAUCGAUGCCAUGACGUCGCCUAGAUACAUGGGGAUGUUCUCCCCGAGACGGCUUUUCUCGCCUAAAUCCUACUUCUCGCGGUGAAUUGUGCAUGGCUUGUGCUAGAAAUUUAGUACCUGCGGAGGUUCUUCUCAUCGGAAGAUCCUCGUUUUGCAUGUUUGAUUCUUGUAAUAUAGGUGCAUGUUUGUGUGUAUAUUGUGGUAUUAGUGUGUAUGCAGUGGGAGUUGUUUCUUUCUAGUGUUCAACCCUGAGGUACGUAUUAUGAAUGUUUGGGACGAGAGCAAACCUUGUUAAGAUAUAUGUGCACUCUUGUUUGUGUUCAUAGCUGAAAUUAUGUUCAGUUUAGCUUCA
Molecule: messenger RNA, 1561 nt
Organism: Sesamum indicum (sesame)
Lineage: Eukaryota; Viridiplantae; Streptophyta; Magnoliopsida; Lamiales; Pedaliaceae
Product: plant intracellular Ras-group-related LRR protein 6
Molecular function (GO): protein binding
Source: RefSeq, a predicted model, not a curated record